AUGGCACCUAAAAGGAGGAAACUUUUGGGACGGCGCACGGCAGCUGCCUCCGCUGCCAGAGCAGCGAGGGCGAGUGAAACCCCUGAACAGACUUCUUUGCGUCUUUCACAGAUGGCCUCGAGCUCAGCUGCUCGCUUAUCUACGGAAAGCGCCGCUGCGCGUACUGAAAUGUUGACUUCAGCGGCUUCAACCAUGUCCGCACGCCGCGCCAGGCUUUCGGUUGAAGAACGUUCACUUCAGAAUUCACAGGACGCAGUCCGCGUGGCUAGGUUGAGAGCUUCACAGUCCCCAGCACAGAAAACCCUUCGUCGUUUGCGGGAUGCCACCGCCAAAGCUUGCUCCAGGGGUUUAGAAAGACCCGAACAAACAACUUCACGUCGUCUUAGGAAUAUUAGGGCUACAGCCGCCUCUAGAGUUUCGGAACAACUUCAAGAAACCGCUCAUCGUCGCUUUAGAAAUGCCCUAUCCACCGCGUCUGCCAGAGCCUUAGAAAGCUCUGCACAGACCACUGUUCGUCGCGUUAGAAAUGCCCGCUCCACCGCGUCUGCCAUAGUCAUAGAAAGCCCUGCACAGACCAUUAUUCGUCGCGUUAGAAAUGCCCGCUCCACUGCAUCUGCUAAAGCCCUAGAAAGCCCUGCACAGACCACUGUUCGUUGCGUUAGAAAUACCCGCUCCACCGCAUCUGCUAGAGCCCUAGAAAGCCCUGCACAAACCACUGUUCGUCGCGUUAGAAAUGCCCGCUCUACUGCGUCUGCCAGAGCCCUAGAUAGCCCUGCACAAACCACUGUUCGUCGCGUUAGAAAUGCCCUCUCUACUGCGUCUGCCACGGCUGCAGAAAACUCUGAAGUAUGCCGUCAACGGCUCGAAAACUUUAGCCAACUUCGAGCUUCUUUGAAUGGCGUAACUUUGCCGUCUGCGUCAAUUUAG
Messenger RNA from Acanthosepion pharaonis, 927 nucleotides. The record is from the annotation of a GenBank genome assembly. Lineage: Eukaryota; Metazoa; Mollusca; Cephalopoda; Sepiida; Sepiidae.